AUGGGUUCUUGCCUCAGUUCUCGUGUCAACAAUAAGAGUAGUGGUCUCGACGACCUUCAUCUCUCGAGUUUUCAAUCAUCUUCAUUAGCUGCUCAUAAGACAGAAGGUGAGAUACUUAGCUCGACGAGUGUUAAGAGCUUCACUUUCAACGAACUCAAACUCGCAACAAGAAACUUUAGAUCGGACUCUGUUGUCGGAGAAGGAGGAUUCGGUUGUGUCUAUAGAGGUUGGAUUGAUAAAACCACUCUAACUCCGGCCAAAUCGAGCACUGGUCUUGUAAUCGCUGUCAAGCGGCUUAACCCUGAUGGUUUUCAAGGUCAUCGAGAAUGGCUGACAGAGAUCAACUACUUGGGGCAGUUAAGUCACCCGAAUUUAGUUCAACUGAUUGGUUAUUGCUUGGAAGAUGAACAACGGCUCCUUGUGUAUGAGUUUAUGCACAAGGGUAGUCUUGAGGAUCAUCUGUUCAGAACAGCUGAUAUGGAGUGUAAGCCGCUCUCUUGGAUUCUACGGAUUAAGGUUGCGCUUGAUGCGGCUAAAGGGCUUGCAUUUCUUCAUAGUGACCCUGUCAAAGUCAUAUACCGAGACAUAAAGGCGUCAAACAUCUUGCUCGACUCGGAGUUUAAUGGGAAACUUUCAGACUUUGGGUUAGCGAGGGACGGUCCAAUGGGAGAAACAAGCUAUGUUAGUACAAGGGUCAUGGGGACAUUCGGGUACGCUGCUCCAGAGUAUGUGUCAACAGGCCACUUGAAUGCUAGAAGCGACGUAUACAGUUUCGGGGUUGUUCUUCUAGAAAUACUCUCUGGAAGGCGAGCAUUGGAUCAUAACCGUCCUGCCAAGGAGCAAAACCUUGUGGACUGGGCUCGACCUUACCUCACAAGCAGGCGAAAGGUUCUACUAAUCGUGGACACUCGGCUUAACUCACAGUACAAACCCGAAGAGGCAGUGAGAAUGGCAAGCAUUGCUGUGCAGUGCCUCUCAUUCGAGCCCAAGUCGCGACCGACCAUGGACCAAGUGGUCCGAGCCUUGAUACAACUGCAGGAAAGCAUGGUUAAACGGGUGAAUGUUGAGCCGGUUAAGGAUACCAAGAAACUUGUGGGAUUGAAAACCGAAGACAAGUACCAGAAACUUAUGGGUUUAAACAAGAAAACCGUUGGAUUGUAG
This is a messenger RNA of Arabis nemorensis, 1161 nucleotides long. The record is from the annotation of a GenBank genome assembly. Lineage: Eukaryota; Viridiplantae; Streptophyta; Magnoliopsida; Brassicales; Brassicaceae.